CAGGAACGAAAGGCUGAUGUGGCGGGAGGUCUGGUGGCGCUGGUACUAUGGCCAAAGCCUGUGAUCAUGGGACCGCAAAUGGCGCCUUCUUGUGCUGAUUCCACGACACUGCGCUCAGACAACAGCCAGGGCUUGGCAGGGCGCAUGGCACUGCCCCGGCGUUGGUAUGUUGCGGCAGCUUUCAACAUCACAAAUGGUUCCUGGGAUCCCACUGAGCUGGCUCGCAUCCAGAGUGGUAUUGCAGGAAAUGCACAAGAUGCAGAGGUGACCUUUCCUCGCCGUGGUGCAAUUCUGAGUCUACUGGACUUGGAGUUUGAUCGGAGCCUGCGAGCAAACUAUUUGUAUCGUAUAUGCUUGCGGCAACAGAACGUCCUGGGACGAGUUGGUAUCUCUUGCCAUCACUUGGAGGUAGUUGAAAAACCAAUCCCGCGCGUGGAACCAUUGGUCCCACCUGGCCCCUACACAAUUCCACGCUAUGGUCGGUGGUUGAACUUGGAGAUCAAGGCAGACCUUCCUGAGGGAUGUGUCGUUGGUGAUGCUCCCCUGCCAAUCAAUUUGGCAGACGAGGUUCCAGAAGCUUCGCAUGAUUUGACACUGGAGGAGCCCCUGAGUUUACUGCGUUCUGCUUGGGUGCAGGAUGCCUCAAUCCGCACAGUGUGGGGUCAGCAGGCGCCCAAUGUGCUGCCAGUCUCGCUAGCGUCACCACUUGGGAAGGAGAAAAGUGGCAACCGUAGCGUCAUCAGCCAGCUCUCGGUCGAACCUGGCACACUGGAAGGCUUGGCUAACGUCUAUGGAUGGUCCUGCGUCAACGCAUCCAAGAAUUCUUCAGGUCAUGAGGAGGUAUGCGGUUAUUACACUUUCGCAGUGCGGUUGGAAGACUUGGCGGCGCCAGAGCUCCCGAGGCCUGCGAGGCGGAUAAGCAGUACGGACGUGACUGAAGAGGC
Messenger RNA from Durusdinium trenchii, 944 nucleotides. The record is from the annotation of a GenBank genome assembly. NCBI's taxonomy places the organism in Eukaryota, Dinophyceae, Suessiales, Symbiodiniaceae.